GAGGCAGUGGAUCUCGCCGGUACGUGACCGCAACAUGAUGGACUUCUAAUACACUUUACCCAACCAACGCUGCGCUUCUACUCAACCAAAAAAUUGAUUUCGACUUAGACUGUCCAACUUUGUCGUCAGGAUGACUUUAUUCUGGCUUUUUAUUUUAAUAAGCGUUGAAAGCAGCCGUUCAGUGGUCUCAGGACACCGGGACGUGUACACAAACCACUGGGCAGUGCGGAUUACAGGUGGUCAGGAACAGGCUGAUAAAAUCGCAGCAAAAUAUGGAUACAUGAACUUGGGACAGAUAGGAAGUCUGGAUGACCAUUACCAUUUCCGACACAGCAGAGUGGUUCGCAGAGCUGCAUACUCUUUGAAGGGCCCCCACAGCUUCAUCCAUAUGGAUCCUGAGGUGGAAUGGGCCCAGCAGCAGGUAGUAAAACCAAGAGUAAAGAGGCAAGCCCAAAGUGACCCAAGCUUCAUUCAUUUCAAUGACCCUAAAUGGUCCAACAUGUGGUACAUUCACUGUAAUGAUAAGAGCAGCCGCUGUCGCUCAGAGAUGAACAUUCUGGCAGCCUGGCAGAGCGGCUACACCGGCAAGAAUGUAGUGGUCACCAUAUUGGAUGAUGGCAUUGAGAUGAACCACCCUGAUCUGGCUCAGAACUACUGUGUUAAGAUUGAUGUUACCUUGGACUCAGGGAUACGAAUGCUGGAUGGGGAUGUGACUGAUAUAGUAGAGGCCAAGUCCCUGGGAAUCCGGCCAGAUUACAUCGACAUCUACAGUGCCAGCUGGGGGCCAAAAGAUGAUGGCAAGACAGUUGAUGGCCCUGGGCCGCUAACUAAGCAGGCUUUUGAGCAAGGCAUCAAGAAGGGCCGCAAAGGCCUGGGGUCAAUUUUUGUCUGGGCAUCGGGUAACGGAGGUCGGCAGGGUGAUCACUGUUCAUGUGAUGGUUACACCAGCAAUAUCUACACCAUAUCCAUCUCCAGCACUACAGAGAAUGGAAACAAGCCCUGGUACCUAGAGGUCUGCAGCUCCAUCAUGGCCACAACCUACAGCAGUGGAGAGUUUAACGAGAGGAAGAUUGUAACCACUGACCUGCGACAGCACUGCACUGAUGGUCAUACUGGCACUUCUGUCUCUGCUCCCAUUGUGGCAGGAAUCAUAGCUCUCGCCCUGGAAGCCAACCUUUUGCUGACAUGGAGGGAUGUGCAACAUCUUCUGGUGAAAACAUCCAGACCAGUCCACCUGAAAGCUGACGACUGGAUGAUCAAUGCUGCCGGACAUAGAGUCAGCCACGUGUAUGGUUUCGGCCUGGUGGAUGCAGAGGCCAUGGUGUUGGAGGCUAGGAAGUGGAGGACUGUUCCUCAUCAGCACACCUGCAGUCAGAUUCCUGAGCGUCGCACCAGAACUUGUGUCAGCCACUGUCCGCUGGGAUACUACGAGGACAUAGUGUCUCGUCGCUGUGGACACUGUUAUAAAGGUUGUGAGAGAUGUGCUGCGCGAUCAGCUGGCGAUUGCCUCUCCUGUCGAAGAGGCUUUUACCUCAACAUACUCAACUCCAGCUGCACUGAUACCUGCCCCCCAGGGUACUUUGCUGAUGAGAAUCAGAGACAGUGUCUGAAGUGCCUUGAGCCUUGUAUGAGAUGCCUGAGGUAUGCAGACAGAUGCAGUGCCUGCAGAGAAGGGUACAGUCUGGCGGGGAUGACUUGUGUUCCUGAAUGCACCAACGGAACCUUUUUCCAUCUGGAAGAGAUGACAUGCAGCCCGUGCCAUUCCUCUUGUAGGACUUGUACAGGGCCAGGUAAGGAGGAGUGUAUCCAGUGUGCUGAGGACUACCUGCAGCAGGAGUGGAGGUGUGUGCAGACCUGCAUUCCUGGCUACUACUCUGGAGAGGCAGCAGGAGUCCCUCAUAAGAUGUGUCACAGGUGUGAGGAAAACUGUCUGAGCUGCAGUGGCCCCGGAACCACUUGCACCAAAUGCAAAGAGGGUUACAGUCUGGUCAGCAGGACUUGUAUUGUGAAUGCGUUCUGUAAUAAUGCUGAUGAAGUGUUCUGUGAGAUGGUCAAGUCCAACCGUCUCUGUGAGAAGAAGCUUUACCGACAAUUCUGCUGCCGUACCUGUCUGAUGAACGGAUGAGGAGUCUACCACACACCAACACCUCCUUCUCUUUUACUCUCAUCAGUGGUAAAAAGAGAACUGAACAGGAUCAUUUGGUCAAAAACUCACUUAUGGAAGUAAAAUUGCUAUUAAUUUGUGCUAUUCAUCUUAACAGUAUAUUUAAAGAUCCCCUCCAGACAUGUAUUCAGACAUUUAUAAAUAAUAAUAAUAAAGU
Molecule: messenger RNA, 2321 nt
Organism: Morone saxatilis (striped sea-bass)
Lineage: Eukaryota; Metazoa; Chordata; Actinopteri; Moronidae
Gene: pcsk6
Product: proprotein convertase subtilisin/kexin type 6
Biological process (GO): peptide hormone processing
Cellular component (GO): membrane; cell surface
Molecular function (GO): serine-type endopeptidase activity
Source: RefSeq, a predicted model, not a curated record